UGAAAACUAUAUGUUGCAGAUCCAAAAGGCAACCGUGCUCGUAAAAGGGAAUUGAACUGCAAAAAGGAACUUCCAACCAUAAGUGAGGUGCAGGCUCGAUUCGGACAACCAUUGUCAUCAAUAUUUUUCGAUUUUCUAGCAGAUGAAGAAAAAGAAGAGAUUGGACUGAUACCCACUCUGCAAGGUCCGGAAUAUUCAUCGCUAUGGGUGUCACCAGAUGACUCAAGCAAUAACAACAUCAAACUCACAAAAUUUGAAGAUACCCGAUUGCAGAAGGCACUUACGCAUCAAAAUAUUAUCAAUAUCGGUGAAACAAUAGAAAAUGAGCAGAAUUUCCAAAAUGAGCGUAAACUGAUGGAAGCCACAGAUUAUGCUGUAAGAGAGACAUUGAAAUAUCUAACAAAACAGAAAGAAGACAAAGAGAAUGCAAAGCAAUGUCUUGAGAACGUCAGUCAUAAAUCGACUUCGUAUGAUAUUGAAAAAGAUUGUGUGGAAGGUGGAUCAGAGCAGACGGAAUUUGAAAUGGAGGGAAAAAUAUUAACAGUUGGUGGGCCACCUGAAGAUAAUAAGGAUAAUGAACAACGUGAAAAUGAAUUGAAUCAAAGUGCAUCGCAAUCUUCUAAUAACGAGAAUGUAACUGAAUUGAAAGAUUACAAAGAAGAACUCGAAAGUCAAAUGCAACAAGCACUUAUAGAAAGAGAAAACUAUGUUAAAAAGAAAAUGAAUUUUCAAAUGCUUUGGGAAUCAGAAAAGCAAUACGAAUCAUACAAAACCAAAAUAAAAGAAGCACACGAAAAGUGGAUAAGUUUGUAUAAUAAGGCUAAGCUUUCUUUCGAGAAAGAGUUGAAAAGAAUGCAAUUUGAAAUGGAAGCAAGACAUUUAUCUGAUUUGAUAAGAAUCCAUAAAAAGAAAAUGUUGGAACUGAGAACGCUCAAAGAAAUUAUGGAACGACACUUCUAUGGAAUGGUAGACAGGCAGCAAAUUGAGAUACAAAGAAGAGAGACGAUAAUCAAGGAGUUAAUGCAACUCAUUGAUGCUAGAGAGGAAAAGUUGAAGAACUGGGAGCUAAAAAUCACAGAUAUUAUGAGGGAAUUUCAAAAUUUGAUGAAAUUUAUGCUAGUGGAAGCUCCAAAUCAAACUGAGGUUUUAGUCGAUUUUGAACAAAUUUUAGAAGAAUCGUUACGAGUACCGCAAGCUAUACCUAUUGAUAAAUAUGUUCCAUCGAUCGAAAAUGGAAGACCAGAUGGGCUGACAUUGGAGGGAAUCGACCAAUUCUUGAAAGAAUGUGACGCUUCUAUAGGCAAAGUAUACUCGACAUCGGUGGAAGUCAUCAGGCAAAGUAAUGACUUUGACAUUCAAUUUGCUAGGAUUUGUACCGAAAUACAAUUUGAAGAAAUUAUAUUGAAUCAGAGUUUUACAAAUGACAAAGAUGAAUUGACAUUGCAACAAGAUUUUAAGCCAGAGACUAAAAAUUCCAGAUUGAGCACAAUUCUUGAAAUCUUAAAACGAUACCCGAGUUUACAAAGGAUAGUUAUUUCUACAAACAUUACUAACAAAUAAAAUAAUACAAAAAUGAGAUAUGAAAGUUCUUAUUGGAUAACUAUUAAGAAAAAGCUGGAAAAUUUUCGUCCGAUAAUUGUUGAGAUCCAAGUGAAAUAAAAAUGUUUCAAUGCAAUCCCGCACAUGAUUUUUUUUAAGUUAUCAUCAAGAAAAUAUCUUUUUUCAAUUUUCAGUUACGAAUAAACAGUAAUACUAAUCAAAUAAUAUAAAAAUAAGAAAUACUUCCUAUAAUGAAAUAUAAACAACACUUCUAUGAAAUGAAAUGCUACCCAACUUUCUUUAUUAAUGCUAGCAUAUUGAAUCAUUCAAAUCUUAAAGCGAUAGUAGUUUUUUUAACUAUGAAAAACACAGUACCGGUAAUUAUUAUAAGAUGUGAUAAAGUUAAAGAGGUAGCAGAGUUAGAAUUCGCAUAAGAUUUUUACAAAAAUAUACU
Molecule: messenger RNA, 1993 nt
Organism: Nilaparvata lugens (brown planthopper)
Lineage: Eukaryota; Metazoa; Arthropoda; Insecta; Hemiptera; Delphacidae
Exons: 6
Coding region: 355-1560 (401 amino acids)
Source: RefSeq, a predicted model, not a curated record